CUGAGUUUCUCAUCAUCCUAAUAACUAAAGGUUAAACUAUGUGUUUUGUUAUUCCCAUAAACCGACACGUUGCAGACAGCAUGUGUUAGACAUUGCCACCGACAUGCAACAGUUGCAACCACCAGCUCAGGUUACUAACGUGCGCAUCAUCAUCAUCAUCAAACUUGCUUACUUUACUUCGUUCCUUUUCUUCUUCAUAAUCUUCCAAAUUCUCCAUUGAACUUUGCACCAUUCAAUUCAACUUCUAGGGUUUACCAUAAAUCCCAAUUCUCACGUUCAAUUCUAAUGUGAAAUGAGACGCCGCCCUUUACCGGGCAUUCUCUCCAAUCAAAUGGAGAAAUCAACAAUCAAAACCCCCAAUUCACGUAUCUUCUUCCUCGCUUCUCUCUCUGCUUUUUUCUGGCUUUUACUCCUUUACUUCCAUUUCAUCAUCCUCCCCCAAUCCACCACCACCACCACCACCACCACCACACCACCCAGGAAGAAUUUCGGCUUCCCUGAUGUCAAAAACCAAAACCCAAUUCAAAUCCAUCAAAAAAAUUUAACCUUUAUCACAUCAUCACUUGAAACUGAUCCAUGUGUAGGUAGAUACAUUUAUGUUCAUGAUCUUCCUUCAAGGUUCAACCAAGACAUGUUAAGAGAUUGUAAAAGUUUAAGUCUUUGGACCAAUAUGUGUAAGUUUGUAACCAAUGCAGGUCUUGGUCCUCCGCUUGAGAAUGUCGAUGGAGUUUUCUCUGAUACUGGUUGGUAUGCUACUAAUCAGUUUGCAGUUGAUGUUAUUUUUGCUAAUAGAAUGAAACAAUAUGAAUGUUUGACUAAUGAUUCUUCAAUUGCUGCUGCUGUUUUUGUACCUUUUUAUGCUGGUUUUGAUAUUGCUAGAUAUCUUUGGGGUUAUAAUAUUUCUAUGAGAGAUGCUGCUUCUAUUGAUCUUGUUGACUGGCUUGUGAAGAGACCUGAAUGGAGUGUUAUGAAUGGGAGAGAUCAUUUUCUUGUUGCUGGUAGGAUAACUUGGGAUUUUAGGAGAUUGUCUGAGGAAGAAACGGAUUGGGGGAACAAGCUUUUGUUUUUACCUGCUGCUAAGAAUAUGUCUAUGCUUGUUGUUGAAUCUAGUCCUUGGAAUGCUAAUGAUUUUGGGAUUCCUUAUCCUACUUAUUUCCACCCUGCAAAAGAUGCAGAUGUGUUUGUUUGGCAGGAGAGGAUGAGAAGGUUGGAGAGGAAAUGGCUUUUCUCUUUUGCUGGUGCGCCGCGUCCUGAUAAUCCAAAAUCGAUUAGGGGUCAAAUAAUUGAGCAAUGUAGGAGUUCUAAAGUUGGGAAGCUUUUGGAGUGUGAUUUUGGGGAGAGUAAAUGUCAUUCUCCUAGUUCUAUAAUGCAGAUGUUUCAGGGGUCACUUUUUUGUCUUCAACCUCAGGGUGAUUCUUAUACAAGAAGAUCUGCUUUUGAUUCAAUGCUAGCAGGUUGUAUACCCGUGUUUUUCCAUCCGGGUUCGGCGUAUACGCAAUAUACUUGGCAUCUUCCUAAGGAUUAUACUAAGUAUUCUGUGUUCAUUCCUGAGGAUGAUAUUCGGAAGAGGAAUGUUAGUAUAGAGGAGAGGCUUAGUCAGAUACCUGAGGAGCAAGUGAGGAUUAUGAGAGAGGAGGUGAUUAGUCUCAUUCCUAGAUUAGUGUAUGCUGAUCCUCGUUCUAAGUUAGAGACUUUGAAAGAUGCUUUUGAUGUUUCUGUACAAGCGGUGAUUGAUAAGGUUACCAAUUUGAGGAAGGAUAUUAUCGAAGGUCGCACGGAUGAAAACUUCAUCGAGGAGAAUAGUUGGAAAUAUGCAUUGUUGGAUGAGGGACAGCGUGAGGUAGGACCUCAUGAAUGGGAUCCUUUCUUUUCUAAACCCAAGGAUGGAAAUGGGGAAUCCAGUGACUCCUCUGCUGAAGUUGCAAAAAAUUCUUGGAAAAAUGAACAAAGAACUCAAUCGUGAUUCGUGAUGGGGAGCUAAAAAACUUCAACUGCUGGCUGCAGGUUUCUGAAAUGACUUAGGGAACAAGAAUUACAGCUACAAAAGAAUUGAUGGAUCUUGCUAUCAACUUGCUGCAGAACUUGUACUUUCGAGCAGGCUUCAUUGUAAACCCCUAGCUUGGAGAGACAAUCACUGCUUGCUACAACAGUUUUGUUAUAUAAAUUCUUUCUGGUUUCUGCAUUUUGUAUUUUCCAUAGUGGUUUCUACUUUCUAGAUGUACUUUCCAAGGUCAAAUAAUUUUCCGCGAUGUGAUAUAAUUGUUCACUUGAUUCAUAUAGGAAAUAUAAACAAAUUUAUGGUUUAUGAUCAAUUGAAUUGGUCACUUGAAUGA
Trifolium pratense (red clover) is the source of this 2333-nucleotide messenger RNA. Its product is annotated as xyloglucan galactosyltransferase MUR3-like. The record is from RefSeq and is a predicted model, not a curated record. The coding region runs from base 293 to 1963 and encodes 556 amino acids. Lineage: Eukaryota; Viridiplantae; Streptophyta; Magnoliopsida; Fabales; Fabaceae. Gene Ontology annotation, molecular function: glycosyltransferase activity. The transcript has a single exon.